This is a messenger RNA of Aegilops tauschii subsp. strangulata, 2376 nucleotides long. RefSeq lists its product as uncharacterized. The record is from RefSeq and is a predicted model, not a curated record. Lineage: Eukaryota; Viridiplantae; Streptophyta; Magnoliopsida; Poales; Poaceae.
UAUCCCCCACUCGCCAUCUCUCUCUCCUGCUCGUCAUCUCCAAUGGCUGGUCGCCGCUACGAGUGGAUCAACUGGGAUGGCCUUGGCAACGAGGCGGAGGAGGAUGCGGCCGAUUUGAACUACGACUACGAGUGGGUCGUACCCGACCAAGAUGAAGACGUGGCAGAGAGUUCCCACCGGCGUCGGGGAGGAAGGCUUGGCCUGGCAGGUGGAGUAAGGGGUCGGGACGUGGGACUUGGACGAGGAAAUGCUGGUCGAUCAGGACUUGGACGAGGAGGCGCUGGCGGAUCAGGACUUGGUCAGCAUGUACGUUCAGUCGUGAACCAAGCAAUGGUGGGGGGAAAUGGUGAGGGAGGCGGCAGGGAGGACGACGGGCAUGCACGCGGCAGCGGCGACCAUGCACGCGGUGGACGCCGGCUUGGACUUGCGGGGUCAAGGCGUGGCCCUAAUCCGGUGACAAGGUGGCCUGUUGAUCGUCCAACUGUAGAAGCACAAGAGAAUGGUGGAGUUGGUGAUUCUGAGGAGCAUGUAGAACAAGAACAAGAGGCAGAUAACAAUGUGGAAGGCGAUGGGAAUGGAGGAGCCUCAGGUAAACUAUAACCAAGAUUCUUUAACCAUGAAUUUAAUCUGUACAUGCAUAAUCACAUUGUUUAAUCAUCAAUUUAAUCUGCAGAUGCCAACGGUACAUUGACUAGGAAAAGAAGGUGGUAUCAACUCCGUGAGAAGCAUACUGUAUAUGCUAUGGUUCUAGAGAGGACCAAAGCUGGGGUAUUGAGUCCAGGAGUGUCCAAAGAAGUGUUUGAACUAACGGGUAUACCUCAGCGGACAGUGCAAAACUGGUGGAAGAAAUGUAAGGAAGCUGGUGGAAUACACGCACUGGAAAACAAACGGGCAAAAAACUGUGGCCGCAAGAGGAUAGAAUUCGAUCCGGAGGCUAUCAAACAAGUGGAUUUGAGGAAAAGAACAACUCUUAAAGAUUUGGCAAAUGAGUUGCACAUGGCGAAGACGACACUAUGGCGUCGUUUGAAGGAGGGCCUGUUGAGGCGUCACACAAAUGCCAUCAAAUCGACAUUGACGGAUGAAAACAAGGUAGGACGGGUAAGGUUUUGCUUGUCAAUGUUUGAUGAGCAUACUCUUCCUCAGGAUCCCAAAUUCAAAGAGAUGUACAACGUCAUUCACAUUGACGAGAAAUGGUUCUACCGUUCCCGCGGUAGCCAGAAUUACUAUUUGGCGAACGAUGAAGAAGAUCCAUACCGUAGCACGCAAAGCAAAAAUUUCAUUGAGAAGGUGAUGUUUUUGGCCGCGGUCGCUCGGCCACGCUUUGAUGCGAAUGGCACGAUGAUUUUUGAUGGAAAACUUGGGAUUUGGCCCUUCACAUACCAAGAAGCGGCAAAGAGAAAAAGCAAGAACAGAGAUGUUGGAACCAUGGUCACCAAAGUACUCCCUGCGGUUACUCAAAAUGUAGUCCGGGAGUACAUGAUUAAUUUUCUUAUUCCUGCGAUAAGGGCGAGAUGGCCUGCGGCUGAGCGUGGCAUGCCAAUAUAUGUACAACAGGAUAAUGCAAAGACGCAUAUCCCUUUAGAUGAUCCAGAAUUUGUCGCUGCGGCUCAAGCUGAAGGAUGGGACAUCCGUCUCACAUGCCAGCCUCCGAACUCCCCUGACCUAAAUAUUCUGGAUUUAGGUUUUUUUGCAGCGCUCCAGGCACUUUUUCAGAAGUUGUCUCCAGGUUCUAUUGAGGACAUUGUGUUGAAGGUGCAGCAGGCAUUCGAGGAGUAUCCAGCUGAGAGAAGCAACAGAAUUUUCCUCACUCUUCAAGCCUGCAUGAUAGAAGUGUUGAAGCAACUUGGAGGAAACCGCUACAAAGUUCCGCACAUGCGGAAGGCUGUGUGAGAGAGGCUUGGCGAUCUCCCCGUGGCACUACAAUGCGCCGCAAACAUUGUUAAUGAUGCCAUUGAAUCCUUACAUGAUGUUUAGUGAUCACCAUUCAACUCUUAGUGUUAGCCGUUGAAUGGUCUUGAAUAAUGUAAUCGAAUUAGCAAAGUACUAGAGUAUACUCGAUGGCAAUGUUUCAAUAAUCCUUAGUGGAUGGGUUUAUUCGGUUGGCUUGAAUAAUGUAACCGGAUUACUAGAGUAUACUCGAUGGCAAUGUUUCAAUAAUCUUGGCUUCAUGCUUUUUUUUACAGUCACUCGCAACAAUAGAAGUAGCACAAGUAAAUUUAUUUAUGCAAUUGAACGACAAAAUAGAGGUGCCACGAUAAAUUUAUUUGUGUUGUCGAUCAAAUAUUACAUGUCCGCGGACGUGUACUUCAUUUUCACAAACUCCCUAAUUUUUAAUCCCGCGUCCGAAUCGCUUCCAUUUAUUCUCGGAGCUACUCG